This is a messenger RNA of Didymosphaeria variabile, 933 nucleotides long. RefSeq lists its product as uncharacterized. Gene Ontology annotation, molecular function: oxidoreductase activity; zinc ion binding. Lineage: Eukaryota; Fungi; Ascomycota; Dothideomycetes; Pleosporales; Didymosphaeriaceae. Bases 1 to 933 code for a protein of 310 amino acids. The record is from RefSeq and is a predicted model, not a curated record. The transcript is spliced from 5 exons.
AUGCUAUUCGAGCCGAACGACCAAGGUCUCAUCCUGGGGAAGAACCCCGUCACUAUCGGGCACGAAGCCACCGGAACUGUUGUUGGUCGCGGAUCAGGAGUGGCUGCGAACACGUUCCAAGAAGGCGACAAUGUCGGGUUCCUUUGCGCCGUAGAAUGCUGCUUUGAUUGUACAAAUUGCAGGACGGUGCACAACUCGUGGUGCAUCACAGGCAACACGAAGAUGCAAGGUUUUACGCUAGAUGGGUACUUCCAAGAGUAUGCUGUUGUUGAUGCCCGGGCUGCCAUGGUCUUGCCCAAAGGACUCGAUGUCAAUACGGCCGCACCACUGUUUUGUGCAGGUGUCACCGCCUUUCAUGGAAUCCAAGAUUGCGAACUCAAGCCUGGACAGUGGGUUGCUGUGAUUGGGUGCGGUGGCCUAGGCCACUUAGGUAUCCAGUAUGCAAAAGCUAUGGGCCUCAAAGUCAUCGGACUAGACAUUGCCGACCAAGCUCUUGAGGAGGCAAAGACUUGUGGCGCCGACCGAGUCUUCAACUCGAUCAAAGAUAAGGACUGGAAGGAGAGGGUGCUUGAGAUCACAGGCGGAGGUGUCGAUGCUGCAGUAAACUUCACCGCAUCAAAACAAUCGUACGACGAUUGUCCCCCAAUUAUCAAGCCCGGUCAGGGUCUGCUUAUGGUCGUUGGCAUUCCCCGAGAACCGCUACACUUGAAUGCUUUGGAUAUCGCUCUUGGUCGAUAUCGGGUGAAGGGUUCCAACAACGGAACCUGUUACAACAUGCGACCGGCUAUCGAGUUCAGCGCGAAGCACAACAUCACGCCGCACCAGUCGCUUUACCGACUAGACGAGCUGCCGAAGAUGAUUGAACUGAUGAAUUCGCACAAAGCACAGGGUCGCAUGGGCGUAAUCUUCGACGGAGGGAAGAGCAAUCUGUAG